Daktulosphaira vitifoliae (grape phylloxera) is the source of this 2301-nucleotide messenger RNA. Its product is annotated as solute carrier organic anion transporter family member 74D-like. Lineage: Eukaryota; Metazoa; Arthropoda; Insecta; Hemiptera; Phylloxeridae. Gene Ontology annotation, molecular function: protein binding. Gene Ontology annotation, cellular component: membrane. The record is from RefSeq and is a predicted model, not a curated record. Gene Ontology annotation, biological process: sodium-independent organic anion transport; transmembrane transport. The coding region runs from base 135 to 2210 and encodes 691 amino acids. The transcript has 13 exons.
UAUCUAACACCACAUAUUUGUAAAAUUACUGGUAAAAUAAAAAAUAAAAAUUAUUAUUACUGAGAACUUUUUAAUUAAAUAUCAAAUAUAGUUAUAAGUUAAAAAAAAAAUGAUUGUUGUAUUUUAAUUUUUUUAUGCAAUUAAUUGAUUUUCAUUUUUCGACAAAAACGUAUGAAUUAAAUAAAUACUGUAAACUAUUAAAAAUUCUCUCAAGAAAUUUGGCUUACUCUGGUAUAAUCCAAAAAGUGCUUAAUAUAAUAAAUAUGAACAAUAUUAAUGAUGACGACACAACUUGUGGAUUAUGGCUAUUUAAGCCAAAAUGGUUACAAAUAUUUGCUAGUAAAAAGUCAUACGUCAUUCUAUAUGGAUUAUUGGGAUUUAAUCAAUCUUUUUUAUCUUCUUAUUAUAUUGGUAUACAAACAACAUUAGAAAAAAGGUUCAAAUACUCUAGUCAAAUGAGUGGUAUGAUAUCAAGUGUAUGGGACUUAUUUUCGAUAUUUUCAUUUUUAUUUGCGUCCUACUAUGGUGGCAAAGGUCACAGAGCUCGGUGGUUAGCUAUUGGAUUUUUACUUGUUGCCUUGUCUAACUUCAUUCGAGUUUUACCACAUACGAUUUAUGGACCUGGUAGCGAUGUACUAAAAUACACAAAAGAUUACAAUCGAGCCCUGAUUAUAAAUUCAUCAAUAAUUAACUCAACAAUAAACAACAACAAAUUAUGCAAUGACAAAAUUUUAUACAAAGACUGUGAAAAUUUAGAAUUUUGGAAUUUUCCCGCUUUGAUAUUAUGUGUUGCCCACGCAAUAGUUGGCUUAGGAGGCUCUGUGUAUUUUACGUGUGGAACCGCUUAUUUGGAUGAUAAUGUUAAAAAAAAUUCGGUUCCUUUAUUAUUAGCCACCACUCAGUGCAUACGAAUGAUGGGGCCUGCAUUAGGAUUUGCAUUCUCAGCGUAUACAUUAAAUAAAUUUGUCAACCCCUCUCUGACACCAGUCAUUACUAGCGAAGAUCCUAGAUGGAUAGGUGCUUGGUGGAUGGGUUGGGUACCCCUUGGAACAUUUACUAUGCUGUGUGCUUGUUUGGUAGGUUUAUUUCCUCAAGCUCUUCCUAAAGCAGUGGCUCGUAAAAAUGAACAAUCAAAGAAUAAUACUAAAGAUCUUAUGCCUACAGAUUUAAAAUCUUCAAUGAAACGGAUAUUGAGUAACAAAGUAAUGAUGUGUAAUUCAUUAAGUAGUUCAUUUUUCAUACUUGGAUUAGUGGGUUACUGGAAUUUCAUGCCAAAAUAUCUGGAAACACAAUUCCGACAAAGUGCUUCAACAUCAAAUUUUGCUUCAGGUUCCGUAAGUUUACUAUGUUCAGGAUUAGGUAUUAUUGUAUCAGGUGCCAUAAUUUCUAAAUUUAAACCAGCACCCCGAAAAUUAGCCCUAUGGAACGUUAUUGUAGAAUCCAUUGAAGUUAUGACAUACGCUUUAUUCACAUUAAUAGAAUGUUCAUCCAACGAUUCUUUAAAUGGACAUUUUAAUGUAGACAAUAAGUGGAAUUUUUCAAUGAGCUGUAAUGAUAAUUGUAAUUGUGAUCCUACCAUUGAUUAUAAUCCCAUAUGUUCAUAUGAUAAUACUACCUCAUUUUAUUCAGCAUGUCAUGCUGGUUGUUCACAAUCUAGAAUAGUCGACGGAAUAAAAUGGUACAGCAAUUGCACAUGUAUAAGAGGCAAGGGAAUGGCAUACGAAGGACUUUGCCCAGCUAACUGCAAUCAAAGCUUCAUAUUUUUUCUUAUAAUAUUGGGUUUUAUAAGAUUUAUUUCAUCAACAGGUCGCUCAGGCAAUUCUAUUAUUCAACUCAGAAGCGUCGAUGAACAAGACAAAUCUCUCGCUUUAGGUUUUACUGAAAUGUUAGUAACCUUCGUGGGUUUUUUACCAGGUCCAAUACUUUAUGGAACAAUUUUAGAUACAACAUGUCUUAUUUGGAGUUAUAAUUGUGGGAAAAGAGGAAAUUGUUGGCUCUAUGAUAGAAAACUUAUGAAAUACUAUUUAAACUCGAUAAGUAGUGGUUUUCUUGUAAUUGGAACUCUUUUUGAUGUUGGAGUAUGGUACUACGUAAAAGACUUAAAAAUUUAUGAUGAAGAUAAUGAUUUGAAGCCUAACGAAAUUUGUAAUAGUUCUAGUAUGGAAGCAAUUGGUAGCUUAGACAAUUUAGAAAUGAAAACAUUGAAAUAAACUAAUCACUAAUUGUACGAAAAAAAAAGAGUAAUAUGUUUAUGUAUAAUAUAGUCUACAUUUUUAGCUUCAAUGCAAAGCUUAGAAAAUA